AUGUAUCGAGGAGCAGUUUUAACAGCCAUUUUUUUGUGCGUCGUAGGCCAGCAUGUAGUGCAUCCGCUUCCCGCAUUCGUUUACUUUCAAGAGCUGUUCAGUAACUAUACGCGUGAUGGCGACAGUUUAAUGCAGAUGAAGCGGGCGAACAACUCGCAGGUGGCCGGGCAGUUCAACGUGGAACUCGUGCGUCUGCUCGGUAGGGCGACUGUCGAUCUGUGGCAAAUUAGAAAUGCUUCACUAGCUACCAUCGACACGGCGAUAGGCAUUGACGAUGCCUGCCGAGAACUGGUGAACAAUCUGCGUGUCAUCUAUACGUGGUUCAGCGAGGACGAUUUGCAGUUUUGCGCCCAGGAAACCGUCGACAACUUGACGCCAUGGACAACGGAUCGGUUUUUCCGGUACGCGAAUUACGUUCAUCGGGAGUUGACACAGCUAACUUCGCAGGUGGCAGAGGUGCUCGGCACCUACAACAAAAUUAGCGAAAUGGAUCGUGUAGACGAACAGCUGCAGAAGCAUUAUGAGGACUUUAGCUAUAUCUACAAUAGCUACCAAUUUAUACUCAGUGCCGAAUUGGAACGCUUCGACGAACCACAACACCCGGUGCGAGUGCAGCUAGUCGAUUGUCUCGAUGACGUCGUGUAUUGGUACAAAAGUGACAUGACAUACGUGCUUAGUUACAUCGAUAGAAAUUGCCAGUGA
Molecule: messenger RNA, 702 nt
Organism: Anopheles cruzii
Lineage: Eukaryota; Metazoa; Arthropoda; Insecta; Diptera; Culicidae
Exons: 1
Coding region: 1-702 (233 amino acids)
Source: RefSeq, a predicted model, not a curated record